AUGGAAAAGGGAACAGAAGGAAUGGCCGCCGCGGCUCCCGCUCCUCCUGCCGCCGCCUCCCAGUGCCGGAGCCCCCGCUGCACGGCGGAGCGCAGGGGAGUCCGCCGAGAACUCGACUCCUGGCGGCACCGGCUCAUGCACUGUGUGGGUUUUGAAAGUAUUUUAGAAGGGCUUUAUGGACCAAGGCUACGAAGAGACCUCAGUUUAUUUGAAGACUGUGAGCCAGAAGAGCUAACUGACUGGUCUAUGGAUGAGAAAUGUUCCUUUUGUAAUUUACACAAAGAAACAGCCAGUGAUCGUGCAUCAGUUUUCGGUUCUUCACAGUCAACGCCUACAGAGGAACUGUCAUCUCAGGGCCAGUCCAACACUGAUAAGAUUGAAUGCCAAGCAGAAAACUAUCUAAAUGCACUCUUUCGAAAGAAAGAUCUUCCUCAGAACUGUGAUCCUAACAUUCCCCUAGUUGCUCAGGAAUUAAUGAAAAAAAUGAUCCGUCAGUUUGCGAUUGAGUACAUUUCAAAAAGUAGCAAAAUUCAAGAGAAUAGAAAUGGUUCAUCAUUUGAACCAAGUCUGAUGUGUAAAAGUAUCCAAAUGAACCAAACGGAAAACUCCCUUCAGGAAGAACAGGAUAGCCCUCUAGACCUCACUGUGAAUCGAACUCAAGAACAGAAUACUCAGCAAGGGGAUGGAGUGCUAGAUCUCUCUACAAAGAAAAGCGCAAGGUUGGAAGAACCAAAAUAUGAUCCACUGUGUUCUGAAAACUCAGUGUCUGGGAGACUACACAGAAACAGAGAGGACUAUGUGGAAAGAAGUGCUGAGUUUGCAGAUGGUUUGCUCUCAAAAGCUUUGAAAGACAUUCAGUCUGGAGCACUGGACAUAAAUAAAGCAGGCAUACUUUAUGGCAUACCUCAAAAAACUUUACUUCUCCACUUAGAAGCCUUACCAGCAGGAAAGCCUGCACCUUUUAAAAAUAAAACUCGAGAUUUCAAUGAUAGUUAUUCAUUUAAAGACAGUAAAGAAACUUGUGCAGUCCUACAAAAAGUAGCCUUGUGGGCAAGAGCUCAAGCAGAGCGCACAGAAAGUAAACUCAGUCUACUUGAAACCUCAGAAUUAAAAUUCCCAACAGCUUCCAGUUACCUCCACCAGUUAACUCUACAGAGAAUGGUCACUCAGUUUAAAGAAAAAAAUGAAAAUCUACAAUAUGAAACUUCAAGUCCUACUGUACAAUUAAAAAUUCCUCAGCUAAGAAUAAGUUCUGUGUCCAAACCACAGUCUGAUACUGCUGGUCUUCUGGAUGUUAUGUACCACGUUUCUAAAACCACCUCAGUCUUAGAAGGAUCAGCUCUUCAAAAAUUGAAAAAUAUCCUCCCUAAACAGAACAAAAUAGAAUGUUCUGGACCUGUAACUCACUCAAGUGUUGACUCCUACUUUCUGCAUGGGGACCUCUCUCCUUUGUGUCUUAAUGCUAAGAAUGGGACAGUAGAUGGAACCUCAGAAAAUACAGAAGAUAGUUUGGAUCGUAAAGAUAAUAAGCAACCAAGGAAAAAACGUGGCCGCUAUCGGCAGUAUGACCAUGAAAUAAUGGAAGAAGCAAUUGCAAUGGUAAUGAGUGGGAAAAUGAGUGUUUCCAAAGCACAAGGAAUUUAUGGGGUACCUCACAGCACUUUAGAAUAUAAAGUAAAAGAAAGAUCUGGAACAUUGAAGACACCACCGAAGAAGAAACUCCGAUUACCAGAUACUGGCUUAUUUAAUAUGACAGAUUCAGGGACUGGCAGCUGCAAAAAUAGUAGCAAGCCUGUGUAG
Messenger RNA from Cinclus cinclus, 1800 nucleotides. RefSeq names its product ligand dependent nuclear receptor corepressor like (gene LCORL). Gene Ontology annotation, cellular component: nucleus. Bases 1 to 1800 code for a protein of 599 amino acids. Lineage: Eukaryota; Metazoa; Chordata; Aves; Passeriformes; Cinclidae. Gene Ontology annotation, biological process: regulation of transcription by RNA polymerase II. The transcript has 7 exons. Gene Ontology annotation, molecular function: DNA binding. The record is from RefSeq and is a predicted model, not a curated record.